AGCUAGAAGGAAUUGAAACUAGAACAUAUGUCGUUAAGUUUAAGCCGGGGUUUUCGCUCCCCAGCCCUAACCCAGGAACUCACGCAAGCGAGCGCGCUUGGGGCGAAGAGAGGCGGCGAUGAGCGUCCUGACGCUGGAUCUGCGGCCUGGCGCUGGCAUCGGCGCCUUCAGCCUAGGGAUGCCAGUUUGUGAGGCGCUUGCUUAUAUCGAGCAGCAUCACUCCGUCUUUGAUGUCGUGCACAUCAAAUUCAACGACGAGGAUCCGCUACAAUUCGACCUUGUUAUAAGCUUUCCAGAGCAUGGAUUUCACCUUCGUUUCGAGCCGCGGACGCAGAGGCUUCGUCUGAUAGAAGUAUAUGAUGUCCAACGCUUGCAAAUGCGGUAUGCCACGUCCUCGAUUGGAGGUCCCAGUGUCGCGGCUACCUUCGUUGCCGUUUACGCACUCUUUGGCCCAACGUUUCCGGGAUCGUUCGAUGCAAAGCGGAAUAUCUAUACUCUCUUCUAUCCUGGCCUGGCGUUCACAUUUCCGAUUCCUGGGCAGUACACUAACUGCUGCCAAGAUCGAGAAGCUGAGCUGCCUAUUGAGUUUCCAGAUGGAACUACUCCUGUGAUGUCUCGCGUCUGUAUAUAUGACGGUGCGCUUGGUGGUAAUGUGGAGGCUGGCGCUAACCUUGCGGCCCUGAUAAAGAAAGCCAUCCCGCCGCAACUACCUUCAGGAAGUUUAUACAUGGAAGAAGUCCAUGCAAAGCUCGCUGAGGACCUGUUCUUUACAACCAGUAAGAAGCGCUUGCCGUUUGGAGCGUCUCCUCAGGACGUGUGGGCAGAACUUGGCCGCCCCGACGGAAUUCAUCAAAAGCAGGUGGAUCCUAUGGUUAUACACUCGGCAUCGGAUCCGAGGCCGAACUCAGCCCUU
Messenger RNA from Selaginella moellendorffii, 913 nucleotides. Its product is annotated as UPF0183 protein At3g51130. The record is from RefSeq and is a predicted model, not a curated record. NCBI's taxonomy places the organism in Eukaryota, Viridiplantae, Streptophyta, Lycopodiopsida, Selaginellales, Selaginellaceae. The annotation marks the transcript as partial. The transcript has 9 exons.